GUGAGCACGGGGAUGGGGUGUCUGCAUGGGCCAGAUCUGAAGCGCUAGCCCACACCUGUGCCCAGGGGCAGAGGCCGGAACCACGGAAGACUCUCCCCCAGGAACCCUGUGGAGAAGGUGAAGCGGGAUUCUUCAAGGAAAAGAGGGUGCUGAAGAGACAAACAGGAGAUGUCUGCACAUAUGGGCGCUGGUCCAUACUGGAACGCUUCAGGUCUACUGAGAACAGACCCAGUACCCGAGGAAGGAGAAGAUGUUGUUGCCACUAUCAGUGCCACUGAGACCCUAUCAGAGGAGGAGAGAGAAGAGCUAAGAAGAGAACUUGCAAAGGUAGAAGAAGAAAUCCAGACUCUGUCUCAAGUGUUAGCAGCAAAAGAGAAGCACCUAACGGAGAUCAAGCGGAAACUCGGGAUCAAUUCGCUCCAGGAACUAAAACAGAACAUUGCCAAAGGGUGGCAAGAUGUGACAGCCACGUCUGCGUACAAGAAGACCUCUGAAACCUUAUCUCAGGCUGGACAGAAGGCUUCAGCUGCUUUUUCAUCUGUUGGAUCAGUCAUCACCAAAAAGCUGGAAGACGUAAAAAACUCCCCAACAUUCAAAUCGUUUGAGGAAAAGGUUGAAAACUUAAAGUCUAAAGUAGGAGGAACCAAGCCUGCUGGUGGUGAUUUUGGAGAAGUCUUGAAUUCGACUGCAAACGCUAGUUCCACCACCACGGAGCCUCUUCCAGAACAGACACAGGAGAGCCUGUGAGAUUCCUACCUUUGUUCUGCUACUCACUGCCAGAUGCUGCAAGCGAGAUCCAAGCACAUCUUGUCAACAUUCAUUGCCAUGAAUUUCCACCAGAUGUGCUUUUGUUGAGCUUUACAUAUUCCUUUGACCAAAUAGUUGUGGGUUGAACAAUGUAAAAAUAUCUUAACCUCUAUUCCUGGGAAACACCCUUUUAUGUGCAUUUAAGGCCCUUUAUUUAGAAAAUAUCAUUAUAAAAACAUAUAUAGUACCUGGAGAUCCUCACUAGAAUGAUCUAAGAAGCUGUGGGUUAUCAUAAUUGCUUUCCUACUUUACAAAAUUGCUCUGGAUCUGGGAUACCAGUUUGAUCUUUGUCUUCUAUACAAUUUUCUUUUUUCCUCUUUGAAUCUCUGUAUAUUUGAUUCCUAGGUAAGAUUGUUCUUUAAAAUUUUCUGUAUCCUGGUUAUUAAAAGUUUUGGCAAAUUGUUCUUUACCUCCAAGGGAAGAACUACCAGGUACAAAAAAUAUUUUCAGAUAAAUAUUGUUUUGGAAUAAGUUAUCUUACAUCUUGGGUGUUUGAAGACACCAGACUAAAUAUUCAAUUUAUUAUAGUUUUGUAAGUGACAGUAUGUACAGACAGUAAUUCAAAAUCCUAGGCGACUUGAGAGUGGAGCCCUCACAUCCUUGUUUAUCACCAUCUGUGACAGUAACCAUUUCAGUGUCAUGGUCAUUAUGCGUCAUGGUUAUUGUGCCACUUACAGCUACUUAUUUUGCACCAGAUUAAAAUUUUAGUUUUGGAAUAGACUGUAAGUUAAUGUUCUGAAUCAAGCAUAUUGUAUUAUCAAUAGGUUGAAAUAUGAACACUGUCCUCAAACAUUCAGUUCAAAAGCCUGAAAGAUUUUUAGAUCUAGGUAGCUGAAAAGUGCUAAAAUCAAUCACAUUAGGGGAAACACUGUUGACUUCAUUUAAUUCAUUUAGCAGCAUUUACAGUAAGAAGCACACAUGACUAAUAUAACUUGAAAAAAUUUUAUACUAAGGGGUUGGUGAUAACUCCUGAGGAUUUAAUGCAUUAAUAAAAAUCAACUCAUCAUUUUCUACUUACUUGUUUUCAGUGUGUUCGAAAUUACAAAAUGAUACUGUAGAUAUUGCCCCCUGCUUUGAAAACUGAGUGUCAGGGCUGAAUGAACCAAAGCCUCUGGAAGUAUCUGCAUGGAGGCCAAGGUACUCUAUUAAUUCUAAUGACUACUUACUCAUCACCAUCUUUUUCUUAUGCUGUGUAUGGUUAUGGCCUACAAUGUUGUAUUUGUUAUUUAUCAAGUUGUGAUUGUUUUAUUAUUGUUUAUGCCAAAUGUUAAUUGCCAAGCUUGGAGUGACCUAAAGCAUUUUUUAAAAGCAUGACUAGAUUUACUUUGGGAUAAAUUAUCUUAUCCAAAUCUGAAAAGCUACAAGUGUUGAUUGUUAUAAAAUAUUGAUAACAUGCUGCCAUUCUUGAUUGCUGGAGCUUUUGUUAGCACUUCAGAUGCAACUGAAACUAUGCUCUAUUACAUGUGAAAAGCUUAAUAAAUUGUGUAUAUCAGUAGUAUAGGUCUCAAUAUUUAUUAUGAGACCAGUGGUCUGGAAACAGCUUGUUGUGUUACAUAAUCAACCGGUAUCUAUGCUUUAAAAAAAAAAAAAGGCCGUUUUUUACCAUCUGCUUUAAAUCACUGCUUCAUGGUAUUAGACUACCAUAAAUUAUUUACUUGAAAAGGCUUUAAGGCAAAGGUUGUUGAAGCAUUGUCCUAGAGGAGUCGACAUGUAGAAAUUUGUCUUUUUAUAGAAAUAUUGUGGUUACUCAACAUAGCUGUUAAAUUAUUUUUUCAACCAAUUAGUCUUUCAGUUGUUUUUAUCACAUCUUCUUUUCAUCACGUUGUUUCUUGGAUGUCCAGCCCUAUUGUUGUCUUUUUAGCAAAGCAAAAUGGAGAAGAUGGCAGUUUCUUUAGUUGAGUGAAAUAUCCUCAAGUCUCCUUACUUUAUGAGAGAAAUGAUAGAACUAGGGUUGGAAGGUGGGAUGGGUGUAUGUGGGUAUUGGUGAUGGCUGUAAAAGAAUAAAUUGGAGAAUCACUGUUCUAGACAUCUACCUACACUUAAUUUAGAAAUGAUUUAAUCUAUUGCAGAGUACUCUGCCUCUUAAAAGCAACAAAACAGUAGAGGGACGAUAAAUUUAGAAAAAUAAACAUCGACUUAGAAAUAUGAUUCCAAGUAGUCUUUGUGGAAGAUUCAAUAUUAUGAAUUCACAGAUAUUUAAGCAGUUUAGAACACAGUAAUCACUAAGAACAGCAGAGAGGGGUCCCGGUCAUUCUACUGUGUUUUGUGUUUGACACUGGAAAAACAUAGCAACAAGAGUGAAAUCUCAGAUAUUUAAGGAUUCAAGAAGUGUGACAGAAGAAAAUAAUUCCUGAAAUUAUCCCCUUCUUACAAAGGAACUCCUUAAUUUAUGGAGUUUGUGGGAAAUAAAGCAAGAAUUCUCAUACCUAUGAGGCCAAAGUAAUCAAUGGAAGAGAGGAGAAACCAUUGGAUUAUCCUAGUAGUAACUGAAACUACUGAAAUAGAGAAAAAACAUGUUGAAUUUGGACUCACUACUUCUGGAUCUGUUAAGGAAAAGAUAAUACUGUCUAUUUUUUUUUGUAUAGUAUUUGAAAACAAUAAAAAUUCUAUAAUUUGGGCAUGG
Messenger RNA from Aethalodelphis obliquidens (Pacific white-sided dolphin), 3430 nucleotides. It is a transcript of the gene TPD52, whose product is annotated as tumor protein D52. NCBI's taxonomy places the organism in Eukaryota, Metazoa, Chordata, Mammalia, Artiodactyla, Delphinidae. The coding region runs from base 169 to 747 and encodes 192 amino acids. Gene Ontology annotation, biological process: B cell differentiation. The transcript is spliced from 6 exons. The record is from RefSeq and is a predicted model, not a curated record. Gene Ontology annotation, cellular component: cytoplasm.